UCUUCUCUUUAAUCUCUUUCAUGUAGCGAUUAUCUUUUCGUAUAUUUCAACUGCAUUCGAUUCACUUUUCGGUUCGACUCGACGCCGAAGCACGCUUAAUUAUUUUCACAGUGCAAGUGUUUACGGCCGAAUUAUGCAGAUAAACAGUGGAACAAAACAAAUAAUAUUCUUCGUGCUGGAAGAAUGGAAGCUUAUAUUAUUUCUGACCCUAAUUUUCGGUGUGUACAUGUACUACACAAGUACAUUUGAAUUCUUUGAACAAAAAGGGAUCAAGUUCAUGAAGCCGUAUCCUGUAGUAGGUAAUUUGGGGUCACGGAUGAUGGCAAAAAAAUCGUUUCAUGAAUUCCAAUAUGAGAUCUACAACUUUUUUAAAGGCAAUCCUUACGGAGGUAUAUUUGAAGGAAGGCGACCAUGUCUGUAUGUGUUGGACCCGGAGCUGAUCAAAGCAAUCACAAUAAGAGAUUUUGAACAUUUUGUUGAUAGAAAUUCUUUAAAUAGUAAUGAACCAAGAUACUUAAGCCAAUCUCUCCUCAAUUUAAAAGGUUCCGAAUGGAAAGGAGUUCGCAGCACACUAACCCCAGCAUUUAGCUCUGCCCGGUUAAAGUAUAUGCUGCCUUUGAUUGAGGUGUGCACAAAACAAAUGGUUCAGUUCUUGAAGCAGUAUGACAAACAGGAUGUUGAAAUGAAGGACACUAUGGGACAUUUUACGCUGGAAGUUAUAGGUGCAUGUGCCUUUGGGAUCAAAUGCGAUGCUUUGACUGAUGAAAAUGCUAACUUUAUAAAGAUUGCAGAAAAAUUCAACUAUAUGUCCAAGUCUAAGAGAAUGUUGAUAUUCUUUUUUCUAAUAUUUGCACCCAAAAUGUUGAGGUAUUUCAAUAUAUCUUUCAUGAACGAAGAGAGUACAAGAGAAUUAGUCACAAUACUGAAAACUGCUAAGAAAGAAAGGAGAUCGGGAGAUUACAAGAGAAAUGAUUUCUUGCAGCUGCUCAUAGACGGAGGUAAUAAAGAAAAUAUUGAUUCGGACGGCACAAAAUCAGGAACAUUGCUGGAUGAUGACACGAUCGAUGCACAGUCUCUGCUGUUUCUCAUAGCGGGGUACGAAACGUCCAGCACGUUACUCUCAUUCGCCAUUCAUAUGCUGGCUACCAAGCCAGAUAUCCAAGAAAAGCUUCGAGCUCAUGUCACGGAACUUACAGAGGGAAAGGAGAUGUCUUACGAGCUGCUAUCGCAGCUGUCUUAUUUAGAAGGAUUUUUAUUGGAAACGUUACGAUUGUUCCCGCCCGUCGCCCGAGUUGAUAGAGUUUGCACCAAGAAAUACACGCUACCCGGAACACCAGUAGAAAUCAACGUAGGAGACGUGGUCGCUAUACCAGUGUACGGAAUCCACAUGGACGCUGACAUUUACCCACAACCGGAGGAGUUCAGGCCGGAGAGGUUCAUGGGGGAAGAGAAGAAGAAUAGACCGGCUCACUUGUUCAUGGCCUUUGGGUCUGGGCCGAGGAAUUGCAUAGGUCUACGAUUCGCCAUGUAUUCCGCAAAAUUGGCCAUGGUCUCGCUUCUGAAAAACUUCAAGUUUUCCACUUGCCCGAAGACUACGGAUCCCAUUAAAUUUGACAAGAGGGGUAUCUUGCUGAAGGCAGAUCUGUGGGUCCGCAUCGAAUCCCUGUGAUUUAUGUGUUCUGCAUACGGGGAUGUGGAGAAUUGUGGAGUUAGAUUUAUUUAUUUUAGAUAUGGUUACGGCAAAUUAUUAAAAAACUGUAGUUAAAAGUAAUGGCGUUAGUCAUAAACGCGUUACUGGCCUGAAUUAGCUAUGAAUCGUUUGUCUUUAUCUGUCAUUUUGACUUGUGUAUUUGUAAGAAAGGAAUCAAACAUAAUUUAACUAAAUCAGGCCCGUAGUUUUAUGAGUAAGGGGGGUAAACCUCUAGCAGAUUUGUAUAAUUUUUGACAUCGGUUUUGAAUAGUGCACCUUUAAUUUGUAACGUCAGUGAUAUUGUUGUUUAUCAUGAUCAUGACGCAAGGAGAUUACACCUAUCAAAUAAUUUCGAGAGGUAGCUCAGUAUUUCGCGCCACGAGUUUGACACUGACAUAUUCGCUAGCGACUGCGUAAACCAUAGACAUAGUAUAUACAAGUAGUUAUAGACGCGCCACCGAGCGACCGGGGGUAAGAGAAAGAAUAUUCAUAUAAAAUUUAGGCAGCAUAAGAUUUUUUCUCUUUCACUCUUAUAAAUUUCGCCAUCGCCUCCUACCUAUGAUGCCACCCGGUCGGUGAUAAGGACAAAGCAUGGCACUAUUUUCUCUUUCCUCUUAUAGGAAUCGCAAUAAUCUUUCUCUAUCAAAGAGUGUCAGGCCCUUGGCGUAAACUAACUCACAAUGCAACUUCCUCGUACUGACAUUGGUGCAAACGAGAUGCGUUCGAGUUGACGCAGCAUUUAAGGCCGCGUAAAACUCAUGGUGAGGAUGCAGAUCACAGAUAUACAGGGUGGCUAAAAAAUAAGUGCAUUUCCGUUGCCAGGGAGGUUUUGGGAUUAUACCGAGCAACUUUUACUAUGUGCCCAACCACCGUGCAUUUAAAAAAAAUGGUUAACCCCUUGAACGGCACGCCAACCC
Molecule: messenger RNA, 2607 nt
Organism: Cydia strobilella
Lineage: Eukaryota; Metazoa; Arthropoda; Insecta; Lepidoptera; Tortricidae
Gene: CYP354A1
Product: cytochrome P450 9e2-like
Exons: 9
Coding region: 134-1669 (511 amino acids)
Molecular function (GO): monooxygenase activity; iron ion binding; heme binding
Source: RefSeq, a predicted model, not a curated record